UUCCUGCUCUCUAGCUGGUGGCCUUGCCAGAGCCUCAUCCACUGUUUACAACAUGGUUCUUCAGUUUGCAAAAUGUGAGGAUUAGUCCAGGUGAAUUCUAUGCUGCUUUUUGGCUGUCUACCUCCCUGUUGGCAUCUGACCACCUCAGCCACGACUUGGCUGUAACAGGUGAUAGGCAAGAAAAGUAGCCAACACUCAGAAGGGGAGAGACUGGCACAGAGGCCACGCAUCCUCUUAAGUUGGAAACCUCUUGCCAGGCAGAAGAUUGCUGGAAGCUAUUAGAGACGCCAGCUCCGCAACACAGGACACUUGUAGACCCGGCUCUUCGGCAUGGGCCUAGGGCCAAGGCAUCCAUGACAUCCUCCGUGAUUGCAUAUUUAUGGUGGUGUGUUGUGCAUGUAUCUCUUCUAAAUAGGUAAAAAGGAGCCAGGGGAGUUCUGUUCUCCAACACCUUACAUCACUCUGCAGACAAUUGGCAGUCAGGAGAGAGGCAGCUGCCACACUCUUCAGAUAUCUCUCUAUUUAAAGUUCAAAGAGACACUGCAUGACAACAACGAAGAGGUGAGUGUGGCCCUGACCAACCCACCCAGUAACAGGAAGAAUGGCUGAAAAAGAAUCUCCAAUAUCACGCCUUCUGGUCCCUAUUCUUCUCUUGAUUGGCUGGAUUGUGGGCUGUAUCAUAAUGGUUUAUGUUGUCUUUUCUUAAAAAGGCAAGAAGACUUCAGAUUGACUUCAUUUAGAAGAAUUAAGAAAAACAUGAACAUGACAGAUUAUUAAACAUUUCUCAUGUAAAUAA
This is a messenger RNA of Suricata suricatta (meerkat), 796 nucleotides long. It is a transcript of the gene STRIT1, whose product is annotated as small transmembrane regulator of ion transport 1. The record is from RefSeq and is a predicted model, not a curated record. Bases 602 to 706 code for a protein of 34 amino acids. NCBI's taxonomy places the organism in Eukaryota, Metazoa, Chordata, Mammalia, Carnivora, Herpestidae. Gene Ontology annotation, biological process: regulation of ATPase-coupled calcium transmembrane transporter activity; regulation of slow-twitch skeletal muscle fiber contraction. The transcript has 7 exons.